GGAGCUGACCCGAGCCCGACCCCGGGACGCGGACGGUCGGGGAGCAAUAAACAAACCGACGCGACGCCCGGGGUCGUGGUCAUGGGGCCCGCGUCGUCAGCCAGCACUGCAGCCGUCCAUUCGUGCUGCCGACCAACCAAAACAAAACAGGGGGCGCGGAGCACGGAGUAGUCGCCGAGGACACGAGGAGACACAGAGGCCCAGAAGAAGAUCAGGCGGAGACACAGGGCAGGAGAGCGCAGCACGCGAUGCGGCGCGCGAGGCCUGGGCCACCUCCGCCGGCGCCGCCGGGGCCGGGGAAGGAGGAGGUGAAGUACCGCGGGGUGAGGCGGCGGCCGUCGGGGCGGUACGCGGCCGAGAUCCGCGACCCGAGCAAGAAGACCCCGAUCUGGCUCGGCACCUUCGACUCCCCCCAGGACGCCGCGCUCGCCUACGACGCCGCCGCCAGGAACCUCCGCGGCGCCGCAGCCCGCACCAACUUCCCCUCCCCCUCCUCCGCAACUCCGCCCUUGCCCCCUCCUGCCCCGGCGACCGUCGCGGCGGCGGCCACCUCCAGCCACAGCAGCACCGUAGAGACCUGGAGCGGCGGCGGCGGCGUCACCGGAUUCCCCGUCCCCUCCGCCGCGAUCGGCGCUGCACCGGCCGUCGAGGAGGACUCCCGCAGCUACUGCGGCUCCUCCUCCUCCGCGCUGUGCGAGGAAGGCGCCUCCGCCUCCGCUUCCGCGGCGCCCUCCCCGCCGCAGCUGCCGUUCGAUCUGAACCUGCCGUACCCGGCGUCCGCCGCCGACGAGAUGGACUGGAGCUGUCCCGACACCCUGCUUCGCCUCUAGGUCUUCACCCCUGCCGGUACUUGGCCGUCGCGCUCACCCCCUGCUCCUUUACUUCUACUCGUGCUAACGCGGCCAACUCUGCCCUGCCUUGCUGCUGCUCCUGCUGCUCCGGGUACUUCUGAAUUUCUGAUCGAUGCUCUUAUAUGAUGAUGUGAAUAAGCUUUAUCGUCAUGUAAUCCGCGGGUAAAAAAAGGACUGAUAGAUAGUAUUAUCGCUGCUGUUAUUCUGAUAGUUGUACGACCCAUUAGAUAUGUGAUGGAAUGGAAGAGAUCAAGAGGAAUUUACGUGUAACUUCUUUAAGCUGCGACAUUUGCUUUACUGAUUGUUGGCUGCUGCUCACACUUGUGUUUUAGUACUACUACAGUAACAUCUGCUGGGCAGAAGAGAGAUUUGGCUCUUAUAACUGAUAAAAUUGGGAGUGCAAAGAUCUCCAUCUU
Messenger RNA from Brachypodium distachyon (stiff brome), 1267 nucleotides. RefSeq names its product ethylene-responsive transcription factor 3. Gene Ontology annotation, biological process: regulation of DNA-templated transcription. The transcript has a single exon. Bases 249 to 830 code for a protein of 193 amino acids. NCBI's taxonomy places the organism in Eukaryota, Viridiplantae, Streptophyta, Magnoliopsida, Poales, Poaceae. Gene Ontology annotation, molecular function: DNA-binding transcription factor activity; DNA binding. The record is from RefSeq and is a predicted model, not a curated record.